Papilio polytes (common Mormon) is the source of this 1117-nucleotide messenger RNA. Its product is annotated as solute carrier family 2, facilitated glucose transporter member 3-like. Gene Ontology annotation, molecular function: hexose transmembrane transporter activity. The transcript has 9 exons. The record is from RefSeq and is a predicted model, not a curated record. Gene Ontology annotation, biological process: monosaccharide transmembrane transport. Bases 89 to 1117 code for a protein of 342 amino acids. NCBI's taxonomy places the organism in Eukaryota, Metazoa, Arthropoda, Insecta, Lepidoptera, Papilionidae. Gene Ontology annotation, cellular component: membrane.
GUUUUCGCGUUAGUAUACCGUCGGUCGUUGCGCGUGCGCGUCCCCGCUUUGUUCCGUUUGUGUAGAGCGCAUGUGAGAGGAUACAGAAAUGGACUCUAAAGAGAAACAGAUAGUUAAUGAGCAUCAGCAAUUGACGCAAUCGCACGAAUAUAAAGCAGGAUGGUCGUUCUUCCUGGUGCUGGCGGGAGUGGUCACCACCAUCGGCCUGUCGCUGCCUGUCGGAUACAAUAUUGGUGUAGUCAAUACACCAGCAGAGAUCUUAAAGACGUUCUGCAAUGAGAGCUUCGUGAGCCGCUACAACCUGCCUCUGGACGAAGCCUGGCUGAACAUCCUCUGGUCUUCCGUGGUCUCCAUCUUUAUCGUCGGUGGAUGUACUGGCUCUAUACUCGGUUCUGUGCUCGCUGACAAACUUGGCAGAAAGAAUGCGUCAAUCGCGACGAGUGCGUUGUUCGUGUGUGGCGCGGCGCUGUUCCUGCUGUGCCGCGCUGCCAACUCCGUGGAGAUGCUGGUGCUGGGCAGGCUGCUCGUCGGUCUGGCUGGAGGUUUGACGACAAGUAUAGUGCCGAUGUACCUAACGGAGCUGUCGCCGCCGAGCCUGACAGGUGCCAUGGGGGUGGCAUGCCCCAUGGGGGUCAACGUGGGGGUGCUGGUCGGACAAGUCAUGGGGUUGAAAUUCUUGCUGGGUGGUGUCGAAGACUGGCCAUACUUACUGUCCGUCUAUGCUGUACUAGUCAUUAUUUGUUUACCUAUUUUAUACAUUUUACCAGAAAGUCCAAAGUACCUUUUUAUUGUUAAGAAAAAUGAAAUUGCCGCGAUGAAACAACUAAGCCGCCUACGCGGAGUAUCAUCUAGCAUACUGAGCGAGGAGGUGGAGGCGAUGCGCGAGGAGCGGCGCGCGGCGCAGGCGGCGGCCAGCAGCGGCCAGCGCGCCUGGAGCAUGGCGCGCGUCGCGCGGGACCCGCGUCUGCGUCUGCCGCUGCUGCUCGCCUGCGCCACGCAGGCCGGACAGCAGACCUCCGGCAUUAAUGCGGUGUUCUACUACUCGCAGACGAUCUUCAUGCAGGCGGGGCUGUCGGCGAUGACAAGUUAUGCAGUAAAAGACGAAAACUGUCCAUAG